AUGACCUCCGCAAAACUAGCUGACCAGCCUCCCUCAGAACGUCAAUUAGAAAAGAGACUAUGGUACCGCUCGUCCCUCUUCAAUGCCUUCGUCAUCGGCGCAGUAGGGUUUCUAGCCCCCGGCAUGUGGAAUGCUAUGUCCUCCCUAGGUGCUGGGGGUGCAGAGUCGCCUUUUCUGAUUAAUGCUGCCAAUGCCUUGGUCUUUGGUUUGAUGGGAAUCUUCUGUUUACUGGGUGGACCAAUUGCAAAUCGUAUAGGGUUGAAAUAUACUUUGACGCUUGGGGUGGUGGGAUAUCCGGUUUAUUCAGCGGGGCUCUAUGCUAAUAAUCGAUAUGGUACUGUUUGGCUGGUUCUUGUUGGAGCUGUGACAUGUGGUAUUUCGGCAGGACUAUUCUGGGCUGCUGAGGGGGCAAUUGCAUUGGGAUAUCCCGAACCGGCGAAAAGGGGGAAAUAUAUGAAUAUUUGGUUAUGGUUUCGUACUGGAGGACCACUGGUUGGCGGAGCUAUCGUUCUAGGACUUAAUCAUGCGACUAGCCAGAAAGAAAAGGGAAAAGUUGGAUAUUCUGUAUACAUUAUCUUCAUCACCCUCCAAUGUCUCGCUGCUUUCAUUGCUCUCGCACUCUCUUCCCCAGAAAAAGCCCAAAGAUCCGAUGGUUCAAAGAUCAAAAUUAUCGCAGAAGGGUCUUUCAAAGCGGAAAUGAAAGCACUCGCAAAGACAUGCGCAAGACGUGAUAUUCUGCUUCUAUUACUUGUCUUUUGGGCUUCGUAUUUUAACCAAUAUUCUGGAAAUUAUGAGGUUUAUUACUUUGGAGUUCGUGGAAGAGCUUUGAUUGGUUUUGUCGGUAAUUUUGCCAACCUUAUCGCCUCUCAAAUUAUGAGCAUGCUUCUUGAUUAUCAAGGAUAUCCCGUCAAGAAGCGUCUCAAUAUUGGUUUCUACUACGCAAUUUUCUGGCAUAUAGUAGCUUGGAUAUACGCAUGGAUUGUCAACGAACAGUUCGGCCGUGAUCAACCAGAUCUCGAUUGGACGGAUAAAGAUUUCACAAAAGGAUUUUUUGUUCUCAUAUUAUGGAGUUUCUCACAACAAACCCUACAAAACUGGCUCUAUUAUUUCGUCUCCACCAAAACUGAUAAUAUCUCCGAAUUAUCACGCUUCACAGGUAUCCUACGCGGUCAAGAAAGUUUCGCCCAAGCCGUCUCGUUCGGUAUUAACACGAAGGAUUGGUACAGGGGUCGUGUUCCACUUGCUGUCAAUACUAUUUUACUCGUAAUCUGCCUCCCAACAACCUACCUCGCUCUCCGCGAACAUAUCCCCGUCGAAACACCCAAGAACUACGGUUCAGAUACUGACCCUGACCCUGACUCCGCGGAGCCACAUUCAGAUGAUGAUAAAUCUACGUCUCAAAAAGUAGACGUUAAUGCUGAUGUUACGGCUGUGAAUGGGAAUGGCAAGGAUGAUCCGCAUAUAAAUUUGGCGGUUGGGCAGACGGUGGAGGUGGGGUUGUGA
Molecule: messenger RNA, 1503 nt
Organism: Sclerotinia borealis F-4128
Lineage: Eukaryota; Fungi; Ascomycota; Leotiomycetes; Helotiales; Sclerotiniaceae
Source: the annotation of a GenBank genome assembly